AUGGAAAAGGGCAAUGAAGUCGCCACGUAUGCCCUGAUCACGAGAGUCAACAACCUCGAGAGUCCGUUUGCCGGCAUCGUCUUCAAGUACGUCGACUCGUUCUUCAAGAUGUCUCGGAACAGCAUCAACAACGGCAGUCAUCACCGAUGCGCGGUGGGACGUGUGGUCAGUUUUCGGGCUACCCAACCAACUGCCCUCAUCCCGCCGGUUCUGAGUCCCCUCCCGCCCUCCGCCUACCAACUUCCGUCGUCGGCCCCCGCUGCGACGCUGCACCGCGUGGACGUCUCAUACGACCCGAUGCUAUGGACCAAAGAAUGGAAAUCCCCCGUCUCGUCCAAUGGACACCCCGCUUUGCCCCUUUUGUUUUUUCCAGACCGCGAACACCCAUUGGUUAUGCCCCCGAGCUCGGCUCUUGUGGUCCGGCGUCCUCGAGCUCUGGUUCGACCCGACAGACCACCAACUCCCGGGCGAUCAUAUGGCCUCACUUCUAAACAGCGCUCAAUGGCCGGUAGCGCCGUGCUCUUUAACUCCUCGAACUGGGCAACGCACACCACUGCCAUCGACCACCUCGGUCUCCAGGUGUGGCAGCUGGCACUCGCGCUCUCCCUCCGCACCCUUUGGAACGACACAUGUCAAGGUAGAAUUCCUUGA
Messenger RNA from Aphanomyces astaci, 651 nucleotides. RefSeq lists its product as hypothetical. The transcript is spliced from 4 exons. The record is from RefSeq and is a predicted model, not a curated record. The coding region runs from base 1 to 651 and encodes 216 amino acids. Lineage: Eukaryota; Oomycota; Saprolegniomycetes; Saprolegniales; Verrucalvaceae.